AUGGCAGCCAACCAGAAUUCCGAGGGGCUGCUAGUCCAGAUAACCUCCUAUAACACCAACCUCCAGGGCGUGCUCGGGCUGCCGCAAGAUCUUGUCGACUGGCUCUCACCCACUCUCCAGGUCUCCAACUUUCUGUCGGGCAAAAAGAGAGCUCCAGACAUUGUCGCUGUGGGUUUCCAGGAACUGCUGCCUCUGCAUCUGGGCCUCGCUGGCCUUUCCAAAGCUGUUCUAGACAAUCGCAAUGCGCUUAUCCUCUCUCAGAUAGAGGCACACGCGCCGAACAAGGAGUCGUAUUCCCUCGUCGCCAAGAUCGCCAAUGUGGGGAUUGCGCUAUUGGUUUAUGCGCGCGAUGAUGGGAUUGCGAGGAGGAUUGGGGAUGUGCAGACCCAAUGGACGGGUACUGGACCAGGGUAUAUGGGGAAUAAAGGUGCGGUUGGCGUGAGGUUUACCGUGAGCGGCGUGGAUGGUGCGGCAGUUCCGGAAGUCUAUACGUUUGUCAAUUGCCAUUUGACCCCGCACGACCAUAAACUUCAACAUCGUCUGAACGACUAUAAACAUAUCGUCUCGACCCUUCUCUUCAAGCCUAUUUCACCGUCUAGCCAUGUCCCAAGCACGCUCUACGACACGUCCCAUCUCUUCGUCUUUGGAGAUAUGAACUUUCGAUUGGAUACACCCGUGUCAACAUCUAUCGUCUCUCCCAAGAAGGACUUUGCAGCCUUUGAGGAAUCACUGGAUAAGCCCACAUUUAGGGAGGAGGUGAAAGAAUAUGAUCAACUCCUCGUGGAGAAGAGGAAGGGGAACGUGUUUGUUGGGUUGAGAGAGGGCGAGUUUUGGAAGUUCAAAUGUAGUUACAAGUAUAAGAUCGGGGAAACGGAUAGGUAUAGCUCGAGGAGGACGCCUGCGUGGACUGACCGGAUUUUGUAUGCAACGUUUACGGAUUCUGCAAGUGAGCCAGACAAGUCGGCAAUCCAAAACCUCUUGUAUACAAGUAUUCCCUCUUAUACCACUUCAGAUCAUAAACCCGUUGUAUCUCUCCUUUUGUUACCCCCGACACCACCUCCGUCCUCGACAAUCCCAACCAUUCCUUUACCAGCAUCUUACAAGCCCACUCCAGACCCUCGUGCCAACCUGAAGAAGUACACUGGUCGCGUUCUCGAUAGAGCUGUUGGUAUUAUCUGGUGGCUCCUCACCUUCCUCGGAGCUGGUUCAGGGUUCGUCGGGUUCGUCAACUUUUUUGUCGGGCUUGGUGCAUUUACUUGGUGGAGGGGUCGGGCGGGUAACGGGAGUAACAACGUAUGA
Messenger RNA from Coprinopsis cinerea okayama7#130, 1299 nucleotides. Its product is annotated as skeletal muscle/kidney enriched inositol 5-phosphatase. The transcript is spliced from 5 exons. NCBI's taxonomy places the organism in Eukaryota, Fungi, Basidiomycota, Agaricomycetes, Agaricales, Psathyrellaceae. Gene Ontology annotation, molecular function: phosphatidylinositol-4,5-bisphosphate 5-phosphatase activity. Bases 1 to 1299 code for a protein of 432 amino acids. Gene Ontology annotation, biological process: phosphatidylinositol dephosphorylation. The record is from RefSeq and is a predicted model, not a curated record.